Molecule: messenger RNA, 1723 nt
Organism: Lactuca virosa
Lineage: Eukaryota; Viridiplantae; Streptophyta; Magnoliopsida; Asterales; Asteraceae
Source: the annotation of a GenBank genome assembly
CCCCCAUUUUACUAACGUGGCGGAAUAUCCGCCGUUGAUUUUCAUGUUCCCCUAGAUCCUAAUCAUUCAUCAUUCCAACCUUCUAACCAUAGUUACAGAAUUUCCCCUUUUAGUUUCUCUAAUCUCACACUUUGGCCCCUUUCACACUCCCUCUUUCAGCCAAACCAGCCGCUCAUGCAACCACCGCAAAGUCCCACAUCUAUUAAUUCCACACAGACAAUUAUGAGCAAAACAUCACGGGAUUAAAGUGGCUGUGGAUCACGAUUGAUCUAUGGAUGAAGUCAACGGCGUGGUGCCUCCGUACGCCGCCGGUGUCGGUGUCGGUGUCGGAUUCGGAGGCAAUUUUCGGAAAGUAUCGAGGGAGGAGGAUUGGAGGUUUCACGCGACGGAGUUCGCGAAGGGAGUGGCGGAAUUGAGUGUUGAAUUUGGGAAAGGAUGUAGGGAUGUAGUGAGGCAGAGUAUAUUGAGAGAUGAUUCGUUCGUUGUGAGACAUUUCGGAGGUCCGUGCAAGGCCGCUUGUACGAAAUUGAAGUUUUUAAACGAGUAUCUGCCUGAAGAUCGCGAUCCGAUGCACUCGUGGAGUGUGGUUUCCGUCGUUUUCGCCGUCGUUAUUGCAGUUCUAAUUGCAACCUCUGAAAGUGAUACAACCACCCAACUUAUACAAAAAUUACACAUAUACCCUCCAAAUGCAACCCGUAUACUAUUACCAGAUGGGCGACACUUGGCUUACCAUGAACAAGGCGUUUCAUUUGACUCCGCUCGAUUUACCCUCAUUGCACCACAUUCUUUCCUCUCAUCAAGACUUGCAGGAAUACCUGGAAUCAAGGGUUCACUACUACAAGAAUUUGGUGUUCGAUUGAUAACAUAUGAUCUUCCUGGAUUUGGGGAAAGUGAUCCUCACCCACAAAGGAACCUUGAAUCAUCAGCAAUGGACAUGUUAUAUCUAUCAUAUGCUGUUCAUAUAACAGACAAGUUUUGGUUAGUUGGAUACUCAUGUGGAAGCAUACAUACAUGGGCUGCACUCAAGUACAUUCCCGAUAGAAUUGCAGGUGCUUUCAUGGUAGCACCUUUGGUGAAUCCAUAUGAAGCAAGCAUGAAUAAGGUUGAGACACGUAGGACAUGGGACAAGUGGACAACAAAAAGGAAAUUUAUGUACUUUUUAGCACGGAAGUUUCCGGUAGUUCUUCCGUAUUUCUACAAACGCAGCUUUUUGUCAGGAAAUCUUGAUCGAAUAGAUAAGUGGCUCUCAAUGUCACUUGGAACAAGGGACAAGGGUAUUAUAGAAGAAGUGAAAUAUCAAGAAUUUUGGAAGCGGGAUUUAGGGGAGUCAGUUAGACAAGGUAAUGUAAAGCCAUUUGUAGAGGAAGCAGUGUUGCAAGUAUCAAAUUGGGGUUUUAGCAUAAGUGAUCUCAAUGUUCAGAAAAAACACCAAGGGAAAGGCGUAUUUUUUUGGCUUAAAUCUUUAUAUAAACGACCACAACAAGAGUUGACCGGUUUCCUUGGCCCAAUACAUAUCUGGCAGGGGAUGGAAGAUAGGGUGGUGCCACCAUCAAUGAAAUGUCAUAGACAGAUGUUGACCACAGUAUUCGGGAACCCUCAAGGUCCGUUGACUGUUGAAGUUGAUUUGAUUCCUCCUGUGAAGGAUAAGGAUGAUACUGAGGAAGAAAAUGAAGAGAUGGAAGAAGAGGUUGAAGUUAGUUAUUCAGAUGUUACUUUUAUUUAG